GCCUCCCCUGGCCUUGGCGGCCUGGCCUUAAUCCCCCAUUUUCUUCCCCCCUAAUUGGAAAAAAGUUUCCCUCUCUUUGUCAUCAUCAGCUGUCUACUUCUUCGUAUUGUAAUCCACAUUCCUCCGAUUCCACUUCCGCUACUGCUAAUCCAUCUUCUCCGUCUCCGGGCAGGCAGGCAGGCAGGGGAGAUGUGCCCUCUCCGCAUCAUACUCGUCUUCCUCUCCGCCACUCUCGCCGGCUUCUUCCUCGUCCGCAACCUCAACUCCUCCCAAGCUCCUCUUCCCGACGACCGCGGCGAUUCCACCCACUCAUCUUCCACUACUCGAUUCACCAAGAUCCGGUCAGCUGUGGAGUCCGGGUUCUGGACCUGCGUUGACAUGGCUAGUGGUCGCUACCUCUGGAGGCAUCUCACCUCUUCCGCUUCCAAACCUUGCAAUUCAUCCAAUUAGCCUGUUUCACCCAAGUUUGCGAUGAACGCUCUUACCCUUUGUGUUCCAUUUUGUGUUAAUGGAUGGGGGGAUUGCUUAUACUAGUUCCUGGGAAUUGACAGAUAGUGGCGUGAUAUCGCAUACCUCUUGUUGUGUGUGUCGUUGAUGAUAGUGUUGUUGUAUGUUAGUGCGUUCCCUGUGGUGCUAAACUGCCAUUUGAAGCGUUGGUUAGCAUUGUAAUUAGUUCUAAAUAUAAUCAAAGUGUUUUACAUCUUCCACACUUGCACACUGUCUUUGACUCAUUAAAUUUCCC
Molecule: messenger RNA, 742 nt
Organism: Linum tenue
Lineage: Eukaryota; Viridiplantae; Streptophyta; Magnoliopsida; Malpighiales; Linaceae
Source: the annotation of a GenBank genome assembly